This is a messenger RNA of Tachysurus vachellii, 2025 nucleotides long. RefSeq names its product heat shock factor protein 5-like. Bases 188 to 1834 code for a protein of 548 amino acids. Gene Ontology annotation, molecular function: DNA-binding transcription factor activity; sequence-specific DNA binding. Lineage: Eukaryota; Metazoa; Chordata; Actinopteri; Siluriformes; Bagridae. The transcript is spliced from 7 exons. The record is from RefSeq and is a predicted model, not a curated record. Gene Ontology annotation, biological process: regulation of DNA-templated transcription.
CUUUUUUUUUUUAUUUUUUUUAUUUAUUUUCCACUCAGGAGGCGAGCUAAUUCCGGAUAGCUUGUUGUUAAUGGCAUUUUUUUUACUUCUUAAUCAAUCAAUCUUUCUUUCUUUCUUUCUUUCUUUCUUUCUUUCUUUCUUUCUUUCUUUCUAUUUAUUCAUUUAGCAAUUGUUUAGAUGGAUAAACAUGUAUAGUUCAAUAACACUGAGCUCUUAUCUGUUGAUUACAAAUCAUUUAGCUAGGAUGGACGUCAACCGCAGAAACUUUCCCAGCAAGUUGUGGCAUUUGGUGAAUGAUCCUCAGAUUUGCUCAAUCUGCUGGGAUGACAGUGGGGAAGGAAUACUGAUCUGUCAGGAGGCCUUCAAAGCUGAAGUCCUAUCUACAGCCAACAAGCGGAUGAACAAGUACUUCGAAACGAAAGACUUCAUCAGUUUUAUUCGCCAGCUAAACCUGUACGGCUUCAGAAAAGUGCGCCCAGACUAUGAGAUCUCAGAGUGGCCAGUCAGCACCAUGCAUCACUUUUCCAACCCCAACUUCAAACGGGCUAACCCAGAGCUUCUGGUCAAUUUAAAGCGACUGACGCCUUCCAACAAGGCCAAGCUUGUCGCUGGGCCAGAAGUGUCCGACCAGUCAAGACAUUCCCAUUCUCCGAUGCGGAAUUCCCCUGAGAACUCUGCUGUGGUCGCUGGCAUGGAAGUCAAUGAAAUACUUCACUCCGUCCGGAUCAACCGCAGAAACUUUCCCAGCAAGUUGUGGCAUUUGGUAAAUGAUCCUCGGAUUUGCUCAAUCUGCUGGGAUGACAGUGGGGAAGGAAUACUGAUCUGCCAGGAGGCCUUCGAAGCUGAAGUGCUAUCUACAUCCAACAAGCGGAUGAACAAGUACUUUGAAACAAAAGAUUUCAUCAGUUUUGUUCGUCAGCUAAACCUGUACGGCUUCAGAAAAGUGCGCCCAGACUCUGAGAUCUCAGAGAGGCGAGACAGCACCAUGCAUCACUUUUCCAACCCCAACUUCAAACGGGCUAACCCAGAGCUUCUGGUCAAGCUAAAGCGACUGACGCCUUCCAACAAAGCCAAGCUUGCCGCUGGGCCAGAAGUGUCCGACCAGUCAAGACGUUCCUAUUAUCCGAUGUGGAAUUCACCUGAGAACUCUGCUGUGGUCGGCACAGAUUUAGUUGAGCAUCAAGGAACUCCUUAUCACCUGUACUCUCAGCAGGGGAAGGGGUCCAACACAACACCCCAAACCCCCCAGGCAUUUGUAACAGCUCAUGGUGAUUCACGCCCUGAGUUCUGUCACUUCCAGAUGGAUUUUUCGUGGGCACAUCCAUCCAGUCGAAUGCUACAGGGCUCACAUGGUGAUUCAAGGUCUGAGUUCUGUCACUUCCAGACGGAUUUUCCUUGGGCACAUCCAUCCAGUCGAAUGCAACAGGGCUUACGUUGUGCAGUGCCUGAUGGGAAUUUAGGUGCCUUCAUACCUCGCUACUCACAAUGCAGACCUGAUGCACCAGAGUAUCAGUGCUAUAUGCCAGGCUCCUUGGAUUCAAACAUGCGCUGCUCCCAACAAGAAGUUGCCUCCUACACUCAUUGUGGCUUUGAUCCUGACUACUCAUUUAGCCACCGCCAGUACACUGUCCAGAAUCCAAACUGGCAAUCAGCUGAUGCUCCAGAUCCCAGGAAAAGUUACAUGAACCUGGAUACUGAUGAAGUGGAAGUUGAAGUGCAGGACCUCUCAGUCAGCCAUGUCCGUUGCACUGUUCAGGAUCCCAACUGGCAAACAGCUGAUGAUCCGGAUCCCAGGAAAAGUUACAUGAACCCAGAUUUUCAAAGUGGAAAAUGAAAUGCAGGCUGCUGCUUUCAUCUCUAUUUAGACCACCAAUGAGAAGUCACCUGGGAAGACAGUUGAUUAUCAAAGCCAUCUUUAUUAUUUCCUGAAUAAUUUAUUUAAUAAAAAUAUAAAUCCAAGAUGUAUGGAAAACAUUAAUAUACCAAUAGCUCUUAUAUUGUAUAGUUUUACUGCUGGUUGACUGA